AUGAGUACAGAACAUUCGGCGCCUGGCCGACCACGACCCACCACAGUGACCGAACACCUCGCGGGCACAUCUGAAUCAUGGCAUGGCAAGAUCACGCCAGAUGGACCGUUUCCUCCACAAAGAGGCAGAUAUCACAUGUACAUUGGACUGUUCUGUCCAUUCGCCCACCGUGCCAAUCUCGUGCGGCAUCUCAAAGGUCUGACGGAAGUUAUCGACAUAUCCGUCGUCAAACCUUAUCCCAAGGGAGACGAGCACGGCUGGCCGGGUUGGAGGUUCCCUGCCAGCGACGACGAGUAUCCCGAGGCGACCGUGGAUAGGCUGUUCGGAAGCAAGUUCCUUCACGAGGUUUAUUUCAAAGCGGACCCGGAGUACAAAGGGCGAUACACUGUGCCCGCUCUGUGGGACCGCGAGACUUCAACCAUUGUCAACAACGAAAGUGCGGAGCUUCUCCGAGACCUCCAGACGUGCUUCAACACGCUUCUGCCACCAGAGUAUGCCAAGGUCACGCUGUACCCGGAGCAUUUGCGCCACAAGAUCGACGAGGUAAGUGACUGGAUGCAAACCUACCUGAACACCGGGGUGUACAAGGCUGGGUUCGCGCCGUCGCAAGAGGAGUACGAUAAGAACGUGGUGCCGGUAUUUGCGGCGCUGAACAAACUGGAGAACAUGGUCAAGGAGAACGGCGGUCCGUAUAUUCUGGGCGAGGAGCUUACCGAGGUCGACAUCAGAGCCUACGCGACCCUGAUACGCUUCGACACGGUAUAUGUGCAGCACUUCAAGUGCAACCUGGGCACCAUCAGGCAUGAUUACCCGCAGUUGAACAACUACCUGAAGAACCUGUACUGGAACGUUCCCGGGUUCAAGGAGACUACAGACUUUCGGCACAUCAAGGAGAACUAUACUAAAAGCCACCACGAUGUGAACCCGAAGGCGAUCACUCCCAUGGGCCCUUUCCCACACAUCGAAGAGGGCUACGAACGGGAUCUUAGCAAGGUGAGGAUCGGCGGUGUGUCCAUGCAGGAAGUGGUGGAGUGGGAGAGGAAGCUCCCUGCGUGA
Exophiala spinifera is the source of this 1056-nucleotide messenger RNA. RefSeq lists its product as uncharacterized. Gene Ontology annotation, molecular function: glutathione transferase activity. Bases 1 to 1056 code for a protein of 351 amino acids. Lineage: Eukaryota; Fungi; Ascomycota; Eurotiomycetes; Chaetothyriales; Herpotrichiellaceae. The transcript has a single exon. The record is from RefSeq and is a predicted model, not a curated record. Gene Ontology annotation, cellular component: cytoplasm.